CACACGUACGCGCUCACGCUCGCGUACGACGGGGAAAACUACCUCGGAUUCCAGUACCAACCCAGAGACGCGAAGACGGUGCAGGGCGAGGUCGAGAAGGCGCUGACGAAAAUCACGGGCGAGGACAGGGACUUCUUGGGGAUCCAAGCAAGCGGGAGGACGGACGCGGGCGUGCACGCGCGCGGGCAGGUCCUGCACUUCUACGCGCGCAGACCGAUCGAGGACCUGGCGCGGUUUCAAAGAUCGAUGAACGGCGUGCUGCCGCGCGACGUCAGGGUCAUGAAAGCGAUCAGGCCGCACCCGGCGUUCCACGCGCGGUUCCACGCGGUUCGAAAGACGUAUCACUACUACCUCGACACGCGGCUCACGAUGGAUCCGUUCCUUCGACGGCACGCGCUGCACGUCGGGUGGAACCCGCCGGAUGUGGAAAAGUUACGACGAGGCGCCGAGUGUUUCGUCGGGACGCGCGACUUCUCCGCGUUCUCGAAUAAACCCCGGGACAAGACGCUCGUGCGCGACCCGGUCCGGACGAUAUACCGCUUCGACGUGAACGAGCUCAAGGGCGACGGUCUGUUGCGGCUCGAGGUCGAGGGGAACGGCUUCAUGUACAAGCAAGUCAGGAACAUGGUCGGCGCAAUGAUCACCGCGGCGACGAGUAAAAAAAUGCAACCGGCGGACAUCGCCGCCAUGCUCGAGGGGAAGGACCGCGGCGUCGCGCCGAUGGGCGCGCCCGCGCACGGGCUCUUCCUGCACGACGUCGUGUAUCCUCGAGAGCUGUUAGAG
Molecule: messenger RNA, 783 nt
Organism: Micromonas pusilla CCMP1545
Lineage: Eukaryota; Viridiplantae; Chlorophyta; Mamiellophyceae; Mamiellales; Mamiellaceae
Exons: 1
Biological process (GO): tRNA pseudouridine synthesis
Molecular function (GO): RNA binding; pseudouridine synthase activity
Source: RefSeq, a predicted model, not a curated record